Castor canadensis (American beaver) is the source of this 1595-nucleotide messenger RNA. It is a transcript of the gene Chrnb3, whose product is annotated as cholinergic receptor nicotinic beta 3 subunit. Gene Ontology annotation, biological process: monoatomic ion transmembrane transport. The record is from RefSeq and is a predicted model, not a curated record. Gene Ontology annotation, molecular function: transmembrane signaling receptor activity; acetylcholine-gated monoatomic cation-selective channel activity. NCBI's taxonomy places the organism in Eukaryota, Metazoa, Chordata, Mammalia, Rodentia, Castoridae. Gene Ontology annotation, cellular component: postsynaptic membrane.
CUAUUCCCUUGGGUUCCACUGGACUUCGAACCACUGAAUUUUCUUUGAAAACCCCCUUUUCCAAUGGAGCCACUCUGAGGUUAAAAAGGAAGAAAUUAUCUUUCCCAAACAGACAACAUGAUGCUGACAGCUUUUGUACUGCUCCCUUUCAUCCUCGGCAUCACUUCCAAAGCCACCGCAGGAUUCAGCUCAAUAGCCGAAAGUGAAGAUGCCCUCCUCCGACACUUAUUCCAGGGUUAUCAGAAAUGGGUUCGUCCCGUAUUAAAUUCUAAUGACACCAUAAAAGUAUAUUUUGGAUUGAAACUAUCUCAGCUUGUGGAUGUGGAUGAAAAGAAUCAACUGAUGACAACAAACGUGUGGCUCAAACAGGAAUGGACAGACCACAAAUUACGCUGGAAUCCUGAUGAAUUUGGUGGCAUCCAUUCAAUUAAAGUUCCAUCAGAAUCCCUGUGGCUUCCUGACAUAGUUCUCUUUGAAAAUGCUGAUGGGCGUUUCGAAGGCUCCCUCAUGACCAAGGUCAUAGUGAAAUCCAACGGACUCGUCACUUGGACCCCUCCUGCCAGUUAUAGAAGUUCUUGCACCAUGGAUGUCACAUUUUUCCCAUUUGACCGGCAGAACUGCUCCAUGAAGUUUGGAUCCUGGACUUAUGAUGGUACCAUGGUUGACCUUAUUUUGAUAAAUGAAAAUGUUGACAGAAAGGACUUCUUUGAUAAUGGAGAAUGGGAGAUACUACAUGCAAAAGGGAUGAAGGGAAACAGAAGAGAAGGUUUAUAUUCCUAUCCAUUUGUUACCUAUUCUUUCGUCCUGAGGCGCCUGCCUUUGUUUUAUACCCUUUUUCUGAUAAUCCCCUGCCUGGGGCUAUCUUUUCUCACAGUUCUUGUGUUCUAUUUACCUUCAGAUGAAGGGGAAAAACUUUCAUUAUCAACAUCUGUUUUGGUAUCUCUGACAGUUUUUCUUUUAGUAAUUGAAGAAAUAAUCCCAUCUUCUUCCAAAGUCAUCCCUCUCAUUGGAGAGUACCUAUUAUUCAUUAUGAUUUUUGUGACCCUAUCAAUUAUUGUUACCGUUUUUGUAAUUAACGUUCACCACAGAUCUUCUUCAACUUACCAUCCCAUGGCCCCAUGGGUGAAGAGGCUGUUUCUGCAAAAACUUCCCAAAUUACUUUGCAUGAAGGAUCAUGGGGACCGCUACUCCUUCCCAGAUAAAGAAGAGAAUAAGCCAGCAGUAAAAGGUAAAAUCCUGGAAAAAAAGAAACAGAAACAGAUUAGCAGUGGAGAAAAAGUUCUGGUCACAUUCCUGGAAAAGGCUUCGGAGUCCAUCAGAUACAUUUCAAAUCAUGUGAAGAAAGAGCAUUUCAUCAGCCAGGUGGUGCACGACUGGAAAUUCGUAGCUCAAGUUCUUGACCGCAUCUUUCUAUGGCUCUUUCUGAUAGCAUCCAUUACAGGCUCAGUGUUGAUUUUUACCCCUGCUUUGAAGAUGUGGCUACAUAGUUACUAUUAGGAAGAAGGCUUGAGCCAUUUAAAAGACAUACCAUAAAGAAAUCCCACCUUGGAACUGCCAUCUGCCAGCAUGAACACAAGAGUCCAGAUGCACACGCU